Messenger RNA from Hordeum vulgare subsp. vulgare (domesticated barley), 1720 nucleotides. RefSeq names its product probable mediator of RNA polymerase II transcription subunit 26b. Gene Ontology annotation, cellular component: nucleus. NCBI's taxonomy places the organism in Eukaryota, Viridiplantae, Streptophyta, Magnoliopsida, Poales, Poaceae. The record is from RefSeq and is a predicted model, not a curated record. The transcript is spliced from 9 exons. Bases 16 to 1404 code for a protein of 462 amino acids.
GAUCGGCGGGCGGCGAUGGCGCCGCCGCCCAGGGACCACUGGGUCAGCUUCUUCCAGGGAGCCGGCGAGAACAUCUUCGACGCCAUCGAGGCGGCCAUCGACGUCGCCGCGUCCGACCAGCCCGCUGCCCUCCGCGCCAGGCGCGACGCCAUAGCCGAGCGCCUCUACACGGCGCUCCUCCUCGUGACCUCCGGCGCGCCCACCGCGGCGGCGGCCGCGGCGCGUCCCGCGGCGGGGGCGCCCGCCGCCGAGCCGCAGGCGCAGGCGCAGCAGCAGCAGCAGCAGCAGCAGCAGCUCCUCCCCGAGGGCGCCGCCAGCGUCCCCAGCCUCUGCAGCUCCGACCGCGCCGAGGCCAUUACCGACGACGGCGCGCCCCGCCACGACGACGACUCCGUCACCGCCGAGGCCGAGAAAAUCAAGGCCGUCCUCGUCAACUACCAGGAAAAGUCGGAGACGGCGUUGCUCGAUCUGCUCCGGCGGCUGCAGCAGCUGGAGUUCACGGUGCACACCUUGAAGGUCACUGCGAUUGGAAAGACUGUGACCAGCCUCCGGAAGCACAACUCCAAGCAGAUUCGGCACCUUGUCCGGUUGCUCAUCGGGGGUUGGAAGAGUAUAGUUGACGAGUGGAUGAGCAAUGGAGGUAGUGGAGACGCCAUUGUUGAUCACACCCCUCAGUCCAUGCAUCCGUCCAGUCUGGAGCAGGAAGACCGAGGAAUGUCAUCUCCUUCCGUGGACGAGGGGGCACUCUUCGCCACGCCGAGUACUUCCAUCCGGCUCUCAGAGGACAACCAAGGCUCUAGGAUGUUUGAUGGAAUGGAUGAUGCUGGAAAUACAAGGAACAGCGUACAGCGGUAUCCGGGGAGCCAAGAACCAAUUAGAAGGCCGCCGCAGGCAGUGGCCCAACAGUAUGACCCUGACCAGAGCUGGAGGCAAGAACAAUCUGCAGCAAGGCAAUCACGGCCGCAAGAACUGGCCAAUGGGCAAACGAGGGAGCAAUUCAUUGCAGCCAUGCUGGCGAAGCCCUCAAGUGCAGAGUCGGGUCCUGGGAGACCUCAAGUGAGGCCUAAGCAGCAGCAGGGUGCUUCGCCCGCUCAAGGCAGACCGCAACCGGUGCCAUCUGAUAAACCUGCAAGCAAUCCUGAUGCGAACUCGCUUCGAGCCAAGCUAGAUCUUGCAAAGAAUGCAAAGCUAGAAAUGGCAACUAACUCGAAGCUAGAGAUGACAAAGCGAAAGCUUCAGGAAGGGUACCAAGAAUUCGACAACGCAAAGAAGCAGAGGACUGUACAGAUGGUGGAUCCGCAAGAUAUACGGAAGCAGGGGAACCGAGGGUGGCAGCCGAGUGCCAAGGCGAGGAACAACAACAACAGCAGCAACACCAACAACAACCGGAAUUGGUCGAAAUGAGGCGCCGAUUCCCUCCAUCUACCGUUAGAACAUACCUUUGUUUCAUUUCCGCCCUUGGUCGGUCGGCGGGCGGCGUAAGAGCCCAGCCCGGUACAUAACAUCAGCAAUAAGGCUUCCUCGUGAAACUGUGUCCCGGAGCCGCGUUGGCGCUCUCCUGUGUUUGACUCUUUUUUUUGUUUUUGCUCUUGAUGAUGAUGAUGAUGAUGAUGGCUGGGUCAGCAUUAUAGUGUCCGUCAAAACCUGUAAAGAUGAGACUAGUUUGUGAUACUAAUCGAUGGUGUUUUUUUGCUUCCUCGGAUGGAACGCAAACGGUUCA